Messenger RNA from Limulus polyphemus (Atlantic horseshoe crab), 1665 nucleotides. RefSeq names its product doublesex- and mab-3-related transcription factor A2-like. Gene Ontology annotation, biological process: regulation of transcription by RNA polymerase II; sex differentiation. The record is from RefSeq and is a predicted model, not a curated record. The transcript has 2 exons. Lineage: Eukaryota; Metazoa; Arthropoda; Merostomata; Xiphosura; Limulidae. The coding region runs from base 64 to 1527 and encodes 487 amino acids. Gene Ontology annotation, molecular function: RNA polymerase II cis-regulatory region sequence-specific DNA binding; DNA-binding transcription factor activity, RNA polymerase II-specific; ubiquitin binding. Gene Ontology annotation, cellular component: nucleus.
GGUGAACUGGAGGUUCUUCAAAAGCUUCGACAUGGCAAGGCGAUUUCAUAGUGAGCAUCCAAGAUGAAUCUUUCAACGCGCUUGCACGACAGCACUAUUAAUCUGUGUGAUAUAGAUAUUACGUACGGUCUCGAAGGAACUCCCAGUUCGAUGGCGUCCGUCACUGCUGGGGCAUUGAGCACUCUUCAUCCCGUGACCUCGGUCAUCAUGCGACCGGCCGAACGUUUCCAUCGAACACCGAAGUGUGCUCGAUGCAGGAAUCAUGGUGUGGUGUCCACUUUAAGAGGUCAUAAACACUACUGCCGGUGGCGAGACUGUACGUGCGACAAGUGUACUUUAAUUGUCGAGAGACAGCGAGUUAUGGCUGCCCAAGUAUCUCUCCGCCGCCAGCAGGCCCGGGAAGAGAACGAGGCCCGGGAGUUAAGUCUUUUCUACGGAUGUCAAGACGGCAUCUUUGCUUUUCAUCACGCCGAUUUGAAUUUUCCAGUCGCCAUGACUCAAGUUCUUAACAGCCAGCAAGGUUUGACCUUUACUGACAAGGACUUAGAACGAAGAACUAGGGCACCACGUGGUCCAGGCUUGAUGCGGCCACGACCUUCGUCAAACAUCCAGGAAGCGAACCCAGAUAAAAUAAAACGUGUUUUUCAACCACAGUCACUCGUUUCGUCUGGAUUAAGACCUAACAUCGAAUUAACCACUUUAGAAAUGAAAAAUAAAGAUCCGGUACAGACAUCCAUGGCCUGUGGCGAUCAAUCUUCGCGAAAAGUGGGCAGAACAGAAGAACCACUAGCCAGCGAGAAAUGUAAUAUUCAUCUGACCGAAUGUGAAUCGUUGGCAAGCAGCAAGAAAUCCUCCAGUAAGAUGUCUCCAGUUGAUAUUCUGUCUCGAAUCUUUCCCAAGACCAACCGUAGUUUCUUAACCUUAGCGUUGCAGGAGAGUAACGGUGACGUACUUCAGGUCAUUGACAAUCUUCUCGCAUCUAAAGCUGGUCAAGAGGACGAUUAUUUAAACAGUUCAACUAUCCCUGGCACUUCAAAAGAGAUUCCACUUCAACGACUCCAAAGCAAUGAUCCUGCUUUCUCAGUAAGCUCGUCUUCUAGUUCUGCUACGUCACUUCAUCCUUCGGGAGUAACUUCACAAACCUUUAUGUCGGUAUAUUCUGUGGUUUCUCCAACUCAACACAACACUCCCUAUCUACUAUUUGCCGGAAAUCCAUCGUUUCAUCAUUCCUGUCCAUCUGCACAUGCUCGUAGAGAUGUUAUAAAUACAACGUCUUCUCACAGUGGCUUGUUUCCUGGCUCUAAUCUUCACGGCUCUAGCUUGAGACCUGACCACAGUGCUAUUUUUGGACCUUCCGUACUUGGUACCUUUUCUCAGCCUGUUUCUUACGUGCCAGACACGUUGUUGAAAAGACUAACGGAGACAGUUGCCACGGGGAACAAGGAAGUAGAAACUCCUCUGGAUGGGAGUGUUAGUCCGUGUGACGAUGAUGAUGAUUGCUCUGGCUCGGACAUUAAGAGGAUAUAGGAAAGCUUAUUUUGGCUUACUUUAUGAAAUUAAUGCAUGUUUUGCUGCUUAAAAUUAUAUCAUUAUGUAUAAUCUUCGGGACAUACUGAUUACCAGUAUUUGUUAAAACUUUCCAAGAAGAGAAGUAAGUAUCUUAAA